AUGACUCUCUGUAAGGAUUGGAUUUCCAUUAAAGAUUACAUUGGUGAUCCAACAUAUGCCGAGGGAGUUAAUAAUUUUUUAGACUAUGCUUUUCAAAAGUUGAAAACUGAGACAAUUCGUUGUCCUUGUACCAAAUGUAUGAAUGGAGAAUCCGGUGAUCGUGAGAAAGUAAGGGAACAUCUACUUGUUUUUGGAAUAAUCAAAAGAUACACCUUCUGGUAUCAUCAUGGGGAGGGGUUGGAUGAGUCAGAAAUCGUGUCUGACGAGGAUCAUGAUGAGGGAGAAGACCAUGAUGAAAUUUUUGAUAUUCUAAGGGAUUUAUAUCCUGCGUUCAAUGAUGUUAGUCCCUCUGUUGAUGUCAAUGAUGUCGAGGAGCCAAAUGCCGACGUUAAAAGUUUUUAUAACCUAUUGAAGGAUUCACAAGAUCCGGUCUAUGAAGGUGCUAAGAGUUCUACAAUGUCUGCAAUCUUGGAGCUUCUUCAUAUUAAGACUCUUGGUCGUUGGACCAAUGAGUCUUUUAGCAUGCUUCUCAAAUUUUUGAAGAAUCGGCUUUUACCUACAGGGUCAACUUUACCAGAUUCUUACAAAGAGUCAAAAAAGUUCAUGAGAAACCUCGGACUUUCCUAUGAAAAGAUCGAUGCAUGUGUUAAUGAUUGCAUGUUAUAUUGGAAGGAGAAUGAGAAGCUAGAUGCAUGCAAUAUUUGCGGUGCAUCGAGAUGGAAAACAAACAAACACAGUGGGGAAGACAAGUGUAAGUCAAAUGGUAAAAAAAUACCUCACAAGAUAUUACGCUACUUCCCACUAAAACCGAGGCUUCAAAGAUUAUUCAUGUGUUCAAAGACUGCUUCUUUGAUGAGGUGGCAUGAUGGUAAAAAGAAGAAAGAUGGUACGAUGCGACAUCCUGUUGAUGGAGCCGCGUGGGAGUCAUUUGACAAGGAGUUUCCCGAGUUUGCAUCAGAUCCUAGAAAUGUUAGGUUGGGGCUUGCCAGUGAUGGUUUCCAACCCUUUGCAAACUCGAAAACACCUUAUAGUAUUUGGCCUGUAGUACUUAUGCCAUAUAACUUACCUCCAGAUCUUUGUAUGAAGCAGUCUAAUAUACUUCUUUCGAUGCUUAUUCCUGGUCCUAAAGGACCCGGUGAUGCAAUUGACAUAUAUUUGCAACCAUUGAUCGAGGAAUUAAAAGAUCUAUGGGACACUGGUGUCGAGACCUUCGAUGCAGCAACUCAACAUCAUUUUAAUUUACGUGCAGCACUGAUGUGGACAAUUAAUGAUUUUCCAGCAUAUGCCAUGUUGUCAGGAUGGAGUACUAAGGGUUAUUUGGCAUGCCCUCGUUGCCUUAAGGAUACACGAUCAAUGAGACUAUCUCAUGGGGGCAAAGAAUGCUACAUGGAGCAUAGAUGUUAUUUGCCAAAGAACCAUAGAUGGCGGAAGGAUAAGGAUUCAUUUGACGGAAAAGUUGAGCAUGGUCUACCUCCUGAACCUUGUUCAAUUGAUGAAAUUCUUCGUCAACUCGAGGAUCUCGAGAACAUUGUUUUGUCCAAGGAUCCACAUGUGAAGACAAAAAUAAAUCAUGAGCUUAGGGGUGAUAAUUGGAAUAAGAAAAGUAUUUUCGAAACAUUUGUUACGGCACAAUUUAGAUGUGAUGCAUAUUGA
Molecule: messenger RNA, 1653 nt
Organism: Spinacia oleracea (spinach)
Lineage: Eukaryota; Viridiplantae; Streptophyta; Magnoliopsida; Caryophyllales; Amaranthaceae
Exons: 1
Coding region: 1-1653 (550 amino acids)
Source: RefSeq, a predicted model, not a curated record